GGGCUUCUGGGGCGCCACGAUUACUGUCCCCAACCCGCCUCGCCAGACGGGUCUAAAGGCAGCUUGACUCACGACUCUGCCACCAGCCCACCACUCGCGCGAGGGUAUAAAACCUGCCACUGCGGGAGGAGGCCCAGUGCUGCCCUGAGUCGUUCGGCCUGAGCACAGAGACAUGACCCGAGCCGCAGAGCGAGGCCAAGGGGCUACAGGCUGGGGACUGCGAGGCGCCCUGAUGGCCGUGGCGCUGCUGUCAGUGCUGAACGCCGUGGGCACCGUGUUCGUGCUGUACCAGUGGCGCGAGCUGAGCGCGGCGCUGCGGGCACUGGAGGCGCAACACGGCCGGGAGCAGCGCGAGGACAGCGCCCUACGCGCCUUUCUAGCUGAAUUAAGUCGUGCGCCAGCCCGAGUCCCCGAACCACCCCAGGACCCCAUGAGUGCAGCGCGCAAUAAGCGCAGCCACGGCGGCGAGCCUGCGUCACACAUCCGCGCCGAGAGCCAGGACAUGAUGAUGAUGAUGACCUACUCCAUGGUGCCGAUCCGGGUGAUGAUAGACCUGUGCAACAGCACCCAGGGCAUCUGCCUUACAGGACCACCGGGCCCACCAGGACCUCCAGGAGCUGGUGGGUUACCAGGCCACAAUGGAUCAGAUGGACAGCCUGGUCUCCAGGGCCCAAAAGGAGAAAAAGGAGCAGUUGGGAAGAGAGGAAAAAUGGGGUUACCCGGAGCCACAGGAAAUCCAGGGGAAAAGGGAGAGAAGGGAGAUGCUGGUGAACUGGGCCUACCUGGAAAUGAGGGACCACCAGGACAGAAAGGAGACAAAGGAGACAAAGGAGAUGUGUCCAAUGACGUGCUUUUGACAGGUGCCAAAGGUGACCAAGGGCCCCCUGGCCCACCUGGACCCCCAGGGCCUCCAGGCCCUCCUGGAAGCAGAAGAGCCAAAGGCCCUCGGCAGCCAAAUUCGUUCACCAACCAGUGUCCAGGGGAGACGUGUGUCAUACCCAAUGAUGAUACCUUGGUGGGGAGAGCUGAUGAGAAAGUCAAUGAGCGCCAUUCUCCACAAACAGAACCCAUGAUCACGUCCAUUGGUAACCCGGCCCAAGUCCUCAAAGUGAAAGAGACUUUUGGGACCUGGCUAAGAGAGUCUGCUAACAGGAGUGAUGACCGCAUUUGGGUGACUGAACAUUUUUCAGGCAUCAUGGUGAAGGAGUUUGAAGACCUGCCCGCCCUCCUGAAUAGCAGCUUCACCCUCCUCCACCUCCCACAUUACUUCCAUGGCUGCGGGCACGCUGUUUACAACAACUCUCUCUACUACCACAAAGGAGGCUCCAACACCAUAGUGAGAUUUGAAUUUGGGAAAGAGACACCUCAAACUCUGAAGCUUGAAGAUGCUUUGUAUUUUGAUCGAAAAUACCUCUUUGCAAAUUCCAAGACUUACUUCAACAUAGCAGUGGAUGAGAAGGGCCUCUGGAUUAUCUACGCCUCGAGUGUGGAUGGCUCAAGCAUCCUUGUGGCACAGCUGGACGAGAGGACAUUCUCUGUGCUGCAGCACAUCAAUACCACAUACCCCAAGUCCAAGGCUGGCAAUGCCUUCAUAGCUCAAGGGAUCCUCUAUGUCACGGACACCAAAGAUACAAGGGUCACGUUUGCCUUUGAUUUGUUACGAGGGAAGCAGAUCAAUGCAAACUUCGGUCUCAGAAUGUCACAGUCUGUUCUUGCCAUGUUGUCAUACAAUAUGAGAGACCAGCAUUUGUACUCGUGGGAAGACGGCCACCUGAUGCUCUAUCCUGUGCACUUUUCGUCAACAGCACCCAGCCAGCGAUAGGCCUGCAGUCGGCUCCCUCAUUAUGCACCACACAUUUUCUGGGGUUUGACCAAGCCCAACGGAAAGAAGGCCUGUAAAGGAUAUCCAGAUACUCAGAGCAUACGCCCGUGCUACGGGCUCUUGUGCAUGUGGCAAGUCCCCCUGUAAGCCAGGUUAGCUAGAGGCUGGAAGUUGAAAUGGAUAACAUCUGGUGACCCUUGGUCCCUCUUCAAACUUAGCAAGUUAGUGCUCCCCCCUGACCUUAGUGUCCCCAUCAGUAAUAUGAAACAUCUGUGUGAUUGACAGCAUUUCCUCUACCUAUAUGAAGUUCUGUGAUUCUUGCCUGGUUAUAUAUUAGAUUGCUUUCUGGUUUCUUUUUUUUUCUCCACAUGUAAAUGAGUUUACCUGCAGCUUGAGGGGUGUGCCUAUCAGUGAUGACGGACAUUUGUUUGGUGUUUAGGGAAGAUGCAUUGUCUCUUAUGGCUUCUAAAGUAUUAUAUUAUCCAUAAUUUGAUAUUUUUCUCUGAAUACGCACCUGCCACUACAGAAUGAUUAUUGUUUUCAGCUCCUAAGUACAAAUCCAA
Molecule: messenger RNA, 2385 nt
Organism: Rattus norvegicus (Norway rat)
Lineage: Eukaryota; Metazoa; Chordata; Mammalia; Rodentia; Muridae
Gene: Gldn
Product: gliomedin
Exons: 10
Coding region: 173-1822 (549 amino acids)
Biological process (GO): heterotypic cell-cell adhesion
Cellular component (GO): axon; extracellular region; plasma membrane
Source: RefSeq, marked validated